ACGCGGUACGUCCAACGUUUGCGUUACAUUUUUGCGUGAUUCGUUACAUAAAAUUUAUCUUGUUGUAAUCCUUGCACAAGUCCUCUACUACUUCCAUACCUAUAACUAUUAACUCUCAUAUCAAAUAGUUAUGGUUAACCAAAGUAAAAAGCAGCGAACUCAAUCCCCUGUAAAACUGAUGACUAAUUUUAAGUCGUUGAUUGCUACAUCAAGCAACAUACUUCCUACAAAUGGUUAUAGUGAGCCACAAAACUCACUUGUAUGUCGUAAGCGUCGAGCUGAAACUGAGGAUAAAACUGCACUGACAGCUAGUAUUAGCACUACUCCCAAAAAUUCAGUACCCUCUGCUCAUACAGAAACCCUCCCUACACCUUAUGUGCUUAUCGAAAAGCUCCAGCCUUCAAGCUCUGUUUCAGUACUAUCUUCAGAAAUAGAACUUCUAAAGUUGUCUAUAGGAGAACUUAAGGCCGAGUUAAGGGACUUAAAAAACAAUAAGUCAGUAGAUCCUGGAAUUUCCGAUACCAAUACCAAAAUCUCCAAUUUAUCAGGUCAGAUCAGUGAUAUCAGACUGCAGGUCUGUGAACUGACACCUUUAACUAUUCUCAUGAAAACUGUAGACCUUAACAAACUUGACAGUGAAUCGAUAUCUAAGGUGGAUAACCUAAUUAACUUUGUUACUACAGAAGUAACAAAACGACUAGAUGCUAAAUUAAAUGCUAUUGUCUACAACGUUCCGGAUAAUGAGGCACUAAAAAAGGUACAGCGCAUCCUACUUAGUGAGGCGAAAAUGCCCAACUCCAAGACUAAGUGCUACAGGCUGAAGAAGAGUCAACAUGAAAAGUGUUGUCCUAUUCGUUUUCAGUUCGAAACACCUGCUGAGGCCAGAAAAUUUAUCCACUCCCAACACA
This is a messenger RNA of Trichobilharzia szidati, 908 nucleotides long. The record is from the annotation of a GenBank genome assembly. Lineage: Eukaryota; Metazoa; Platyhelminthes; Trematoda; Strigeidida; Schistosomatidae.